Molecule: messenger RNA, 1721 nt
Organism: Nicotiana tabacum (common tobacco)
Lineage: Eukaryota; Viridiplantae; Streptophyta; Magnoliopsida; Solanales; Solanaceae
Source: RefSeq, a predicted model, not a curated record
AAAUAGCCAUUUUAUUGCCUCUCUAUCUCGUGUAUAUUUUCUCCCUCUUUCCUUCUUUGUCUCGUUUCCAACUGCAAUUCUAUUUUACUAUCUGUAAAUUUCAAUUGGAGGGUUUAUCCUCGAUCCGAUUUUGAAUUGAGAUUUACUUCGUUUUUUUAACAAUGCCGUCGCUCUUCGGUGGUCCGAUGACUACAUUUGAAGAUUCUGAAAAGGAAAGCGAGUAUGGUUACGUUAGAAAGGUAUCUGGACCAGUGGUCGUUGCUGAUGGAAUGGCUGGGGCUGCUAUGUAUGAACUUGUUCGUGUCGGACAUGACAAUCUCAUUGGUGAAAUUAUUAGGCUGGAAGGAGAUUCCGCUACAAUUCAGGUCUAUGAAGAAACAGCUGGGCUGAUGGUGAAUGAUCCUGUUCUACGUACACACAAGCCCUUGUCUGUAGAGCUGGGUCCUGGAAUCUUGGGAAACAUCUUCGAUGGUAUUCAGAGGCCGCUUAAGACAAUUGCAAAAAGAUCUGGUGAUGUCUACAUCCCUCGAGGGGUAUCUGUUCCAGCCCUUGACAAGGAUAUACUCUGGGAAUUUCAACCUAAAAAAUUAGGCGAGGGAGAUAUCUUAACUGGUGGAGAUCUGUAUGCUACCGUUUUUGAGAACAGCUUAAUGGAACAUCAUAUUGCUCUUUCUCCUGAUGCCAUGGGAAAGAUUACUUACAUUGCUCCAGCUGGUCAAUACUCUUUGAAUGAUACUGUUCUUGAGCUCGAGUUCCAAGGAGUCAAAAAGCAGUUCACUAUGCUUCAGAAUUGGCCUGUGCGUACACCUAGGCCAGUUGCCUCAAAGUUAGCUGCUGAUACUCCUCUUCUUACUGGACAGCGUGUUCUUGAUGCUCUGUUCCCUUCGGUGCUUGGGGGUACUUGUGCUAUACCGGGUGCAUUUGGAUGUGGAAAAACAGUGAUUAGUCAAGCUCUUUCCAAGUACUCUAACUCAGACACCGUAGUCUAUGUUGGUUGUGGGGAAAGAGGGAAUGAAAUGGCAGAGGUACUAAUGGAUUUUCCUCAAUUGACAAUGACAUUGCCUGAUGGACGUGAAGAGUCUGUCAUGAAACGUACCACACUUGUUGCUAAUACUUCUAACAUGCCUGUGGCUGCUCGUGAGGCCUCAAUCUAUACAGGCAUUACUAUAGCCGAAUAUUUCAGAGACAUGGGCUACAAUGUGAGCAUGAUGGCAGAUUCCACAUCUCGUUGGGCCGAAGCUUUACGUGAAAUUUCAGGUCGACUGGCAGAGAUGCCUGCAGACAGUGGAUAUCCUGCUUAUCUCGCUGCACGUUUGGCAUCUUUCUAUGAGCGCGCUGGUAAAGUUAAAUGUCUUGGUGGACCUGAGAGAACUGGGAGUGUGACAAUUGUUGGUGCUGUUUCUCCUCCUGGAGGAGAUUUCUCAGAUCCUGUUACAUCUGCAACCCUGGGUAUUGUUCAGGUCUUCUGGGGACUGGACAAGAAAUUGGCACAGAGGAAACACUUUCCUUCUGUAAAUUGGCUUAUUUCCUAUUCAAAAUAUUCAGGCGCCUUGGAGUCCUUUUAUGAGAAGUUUGAUUCCGAUUUUAUCGACAUAAGGACAAAAGCCCGUGAGGUGCUGCAAAGGGAGGAUGACCUAAAUGAAAUUGUUCAAGUAUGUCCUUAUGUUGCUUUCUCUUCUUACUUUUAACAUUUCUUCUGUGGUGUAUGUUGUAAAGACAAG